AUGUCAGAUCAAUUAGUUGCCCCACCACCUGAACAUUGUCCAGGUACUCAAUCUGAAAUGAGUGGAAAAUCAGCAGCUUGUGCAGGUUGUCCCAAUCAACAAAUUUGUGCAGCACCAAAGGGACCAGAUCCAGAUUUAGUAGAAAUUGAAGAAAGAAUGAAAAGCGUAAAACAUAAAAUAUUAGUAUUAUCAGGUAAAGGUGGAGUUGGAAAGAGUACAUUUUCAUCACAAUUAAGUUUUGCAUUAGCAAUGAAUACAGAGGAACAAGUUGGGUUAUUGGAUAUUGAUAUUUGUGGACCAAGUAUUCCAAAGAUUAUGGGAUUGGAAGGCGAGGUAAUUCAUAUUAGUGGUCAAGGAUGGGAUCCAGUAUAUGUUGAGGAUAAUUUAGCAGUAAUGUCAGUUGGUUUUCUUUUAGAUAAAGAGGAAGAUGCAGUAAUUUGGAGAGGUCCAAAGAAAAAUGGUUUAAUUAAGCAAUUCUUAAAAGAUGUUUAUUGGAACGAAUUAGAUUAUUUAGUUGUUGAUACCCCACCAGGUACCUCAGAUGAACAUCUUUCAAUUGUACAAUAUUUAAAAACAAGUAAUAUAGAUGGUGCUGUAAUUAUUACCUCUCCACAAGAUGUUGCUUUAAUCGAUGUCAGAAAAGAAAUUAAUUUUUGUAAAAAAGUAGGUGUACCAAUUAUUGGCGUUGUCGAAAAUAUGUCUGGUUUUGUUUGUCCAAAAUGUAAUAAAGAAUCUCAAAUUUUCAUUCCAACUACUGGUGGCGCUGAACAAAUGUCAAAAGAUAUGAACGUACCAUUCUUGGGUCGUAUUCCAAUCGAUCCUUUAAUUGCUCGUUCUUGUGAUGAAGGUAAAAGUUAUUUAAUUUCUCAUCCAGAUUCUGAAGCCACAAAACAAUAUAAUAUAGUUUUUAAUAGUAAGUAUAGAUAUAGGAAAAAAAAGAAAACCACAAAUUACUAA
Dictyostelium purpureum is the source of this 957-nucleotide messenger RNA. RefSeq names its product nucleotide binding protein 1. Gene Ontology annotation, molecular function: 4 iron, 4 sulfur cluster binding; ATP binding; ATP-dependent FeS chaperone activity. The transcript is spliced from 2 exons. Gene Ontology annotation, cellular component: cytosol. NCBI's taxonomy places the organism in Eukaryota, Evosea, Eumycetozoa, Dictyosteliales, Dictyosteliaceae. The coding region runs from base 1 to 957 and encodes 318 amino acids. The record is from RefSeq and is a predicted model, not a curated record. Gene Ontology annotation, biological process: iron-sulfur cluster assembly.